UCUCAUGAAGCCUUGACUUCGUUAGAAGCAGUGCAUAUUGACCUCUCAAAAUGAACACACCCUUCCCGUUUGGCGUGGAAGUAAGUUGUAAAGCGCGUUGGAGGGAGAGAGCCAAACAAAAGCAAAGCAAAGCAAGGACUCGGACACCGUCCAUGUCACUCGAGGAAGAUCCACGGUUUCCAUGGAUCUUCUCCUAGGACCCUCUUUCUUAUGCCCGACCAUCUCUUUCUUCCUCCUCUGCAAUCAACGCAAUCCAUUCACUGAAAUCAAAUUUAAUUUCUGUGUGCAAACUGUUGUAUAAGGUAUGAUUGGACGUGACAAUGCGUUGGUUGCCUAACAUUUCCUUCUCAUCUUCUCAAUCCUCGUCGUCGUCCGCGACGUUCAAAUCUCAGGGACAAGAAUCGCCACCGGGUAGGAAGAGCACUGAGGUGUCCGCAGGCGGCCCUUGGCGUUUCGGCCGGAUAGGGAGGCUCACGUGCCAUCGGAAGGUCCGCUAUUUGAACAACCGGGACACUCCAGGAGGCGCGCCGGAGGAGCGGUUCGCGCAGCUGGUGCUAUCGCCGAGCCACGCUGAGUUCUCUACCGCGCGGUCCGUUGCCGCGCUUUCGGCGAAGCCGCAGCCUCUUCCUCUGCCGGAAUUCGCGAUUUUUCGCCGGAAGGAGGGGCCGAGUUCCGAUGACGUGGACUUCCCUCUGCCUUCGCCAAAGACCGGGCCUGGCCGAGGCGUUGAGGAGCGAGAUAAAGACCGAGCUUCCUCAACCUCCCCUGUUAGAAGUGUGUUUGCUAGGCAAGACGCAAGAGACGCUAGAAAGAGUACGGAUCAUGUUGAUGCGAGGUCAUCAAGGAGGGACAAUCAACAUCCAAAUGGCUCACAAAGCUCAAGAAAAGACUUCAGGAUCAGUGUUCCCAUAAGGAGUGCUCCUAAUAGUCCUUUCUCGAGUCCUGCACUCAGCCCGCAAAGGCAGAGUGCAGCUGAUUCAUUUCCAUAUUACUACUAUAUGAUUCCUAGGGGAAAUCAAGCAUGGUCUGCUCCGGAGAUGCCAACCUCGGAAAUGAUUCCAGGGCUCCCUCCCCCUGCAUUCUUUGAUUGCUCUGCAUUUAAUUCUGAUACUUCUCCCCUUCACAGUCCCCGAGCGAAAAGUCUCCAACAAAACCCCAAAAGCCCAAAUGGAGCUGCAUCGCCAUUGCAUUGUAAAUUAUCCCUUGAAACCUCAACAGCACGUCGUGAAAGUAAUUGUCUUGGAAACGUCCACCCAUUACCUCGUCCUCCUGGAGCAGCCACACCUUCACUGUCAGCUCCCAUUCCCCAAGCAAUAGCUAGACCAGAGUCGGUGCCAAUGAAUAGUCAAUGGCAAAAAGGGAAGCUUAUUGGGCGUGGUACAUUUGGAAGUGUUUAUGUUGCCACCAAUAGGGAAACUGGAGCUUUAUGUGCAAUGAAGGAAGUUGAGUUAUUUCCUGAUGACCCAAAAUCUGCAGAGUCUAUGAAGCAGUUACAGCAGGAAAUCAAAUUUCUCAGCCAGCUGAAGCAUCCAAAUAUUGUGCAGUACUAUGGUAGUGAAAUAGUCGAAGACCGGUUUUAUAUAUAUCUGGAGUACGUGCAUCCUGGUUCAAUUAAUAAGUAUGUUCGUGAACAUUGUGGAGCCAUAACGGAAUCUGUUGUUCGCCAUUUUACUCGCCAUAUUCUCUCUGGGUUGGCCUACUUGCAUAGCAUGAAGACAAUUCACAGGGACAUCAAAGGGGCUAAUUUGCUUGUUGAUUCAUGUGGAGUUGUCAAGCUUGCUGAUUUUGGCAUGGCUAAACAUCUUACCGGACAAGCAGCUGAUCUUUCUCUAAAGGGAAGUCCAUACUGGAUGGCUCCAGAGCUCAUGCAAGCUGUGAUGCAGAAAGAUUCCAGCUCUGAUCUGGCUCUUGCUGUUGAUAUUUGGAGUUUGGGUUGUACUAUUAUUGAGAUGCUCACCGGAAAACCUCCUUGGAGUGAGUUUGAAGGGGCUGCGGCCAUGUUCAAGGUUUUGAGGGAUACCCCUCCCAUACCAGAGACAUUGUCAUGCGAUGGGAAGGAUUUUUUACGGUGCUGCUUUCGGAGAAAUCCUGCAGAGAGACUGUCUGCGACCAAGUUACUAGAACAUCGGUUCCUGAAAAACUCACAGCAGCUUGAUGUCCCAUCUGGCAACCCAGCAUUUAAUGGGAAGAACUUGACGGAUAAACCCCCUAGUCCAAGAGAGCUAUCUGAAAAUAAACGUGAUCAGUUUCCAAUGUUCCCGAGCACACAAAUAGCAAAAGAAAAGUUGACUUGUGAGAGUGAGACUGGCCAACAAUCUCAUCAUGAAACUUCCGACUUAACAGUGGCGUCCCGUCAUUCUCCUCGCUCUACCCUCGAGCCCCUUUCUAGUUUUUCUCCACCACACUUGAGUUGCAACACACGCCAUCCUAGCCCUUCUACAAGUGCUUCCAGCGGUUUCAACCAUGGCACGAAAAAGAGUAAUAAUUUCAGAUAAUCUGCAGAAAAGGAAGAACUGCUGCUGCCUUCUCGUCAUGGAUUUUGCUGAUAUGUACGCAGCUCCAGAACUGUAAUAUAGACUUCAUGGAUGCUCUAGUAGUUGGCUCGGCCGUUGAGAGUUUUGAUAAUAGGUUCUCCGCAUCUUCACAAUCCUCUUGAAGUUAUAAAAGCUUCUUACUACUGGAAGUUUUGUCUGCAUGAGAAUUUUAUAAGCAAUUUCUGUAGACAAUACUCUGAUUUAGAGCUUCAGCAAUUACGGGAGUUAACCUCAACCUUACCUUCUGAAUGUAAUUAAUUUCACAUCCAUGUAUAUUGGAUUCAAAAAAUGAGUUCUUAGAAAUAGAUGUUGAAAUUAUUGAUCUA
Messenger RNA from Corylus avellana, 2860 nucleotides. RefSeq names its product mitogen-activated protein kinase kinase kinase 5. The record is from RefSeq and is a predicted model, not a curated record. Gene Ontology annotation, molecular function: ATP binding; MAP kinase kinase kinase activity. Lineage: Eukaryota; Viridiplantae; Streptophyta; Magnoliopsida; Fagales; Betulaceae. Gene Ontology annotation, cellular component: cytoplasm. Gene Ontology annotation, biological process: protein phosphorylation; MAPK cascade.